AUGGACAGUUCCAAGUCUGAAAAGCCUGCAGUGGCCAGUUCACCCCAGGAGGCCGAUGCAACUGACACCAGUCGCGAGGAAGAAUUAUCGGUUCAAGAUGGCGACGCAAAAUAUUUGACCGGCUGGAAACUGCAUGCCCUCACUGUUGGCACGUCCCUGGUCUCCAUUACCAACGACCUGAAGAGCUUCAGUCAGGCCAGUUGGGUCGUGACGGCUUAUCUGCUCACCUAUACAAGCUUCAUGAUUAUUAUCGCAAAACUGAGCGAUGUUUUCAGCCGCAAGUCCGUGCUUGUACUCUCGCUGGCAGUCUUCACAAUCUUUUCAGGAGCAUGCGCUGCCGUAAAGACCAUGAUUCAGCUGUAG
Molecule: messenger RNA, 363 nt
Organism: Clonostachys rhizophaga
Lineage: Eukaryota; Fungi; Ascomycota; Sordariomycetes; Hypocreales; Bionectriaceae
Source: the annotation of a GenBank genome assembly